Molecule: messenger RNA, 1878 nt
Organism: Parastagonospora nodorum SN15
Lineage: Eukaryota; Fungi; Ascomycota; Dothideomycetes; Pleosporales; Phaeosphaeriaceae
Exons: 1
Coding region: 1-1878 (625 amino acids)
Source: RefSeq, a predicted model, not a curated record
AUGCUUGCAUCUCACUCACAGGAUGGCUUGAUACCAGCGCUUUGGCUACGACUACUGUUGAACCUGUCCUCUAUCACUGAAGAUGCGCGCACCGAGGUCCGUAACUCUGCAACUCAGACGAUACAGAGGAUAUUCGAAAGCUACGCCGAACAGCUUUCGUCGGAAGUCUGGAUGCUGUGCCUUCGCAUAGUUCUAUUCGAUAUGAUUGAAGCCAACAUAGCUGUUCACCGGCGUUUAGAAGCGCGCACACAGGGAACCAAAGACCUCGCAGGGUGGAACGACACAACCAAAACCGUUCUUCAUACUGUCAGCGUUCUAUACACAGCUUACAUGGAUAAGCUGGAUCCAAGCCAGUUCGGCAGAGCAUGGUCGGAGCUACUUGACUACCUUCAACAGUACUUUGAAUGUAACUCGCACGCACUUGGGCUAUCAGUUUUUGAGACGGUAGCUGAAGUCUUGUCGCAUGUUGAUAAUGUAGGUGUGCUAGGCAUGCCACCGGUUUUGAAGACUGCCGAUAUUUGGAAGAGCUAUUACGAUCAUCACGAAGCAUGGAUAUCCAAACAAGCGAACAACCAAGAUGCUUUCGUAGGAUACGCGGACGCAUUCAAGCACAUAUACCGGCUUGCGGGACGAUCACUUGACGUACAGCUGCCAGCAAUGCUGGCCAAUCUCGAGGCGUGUAUCGUGGGCUCAGAUGAGGUUGCAUACUCUUCUGAUAUAGACAACAUGACCCCUCUCCAAGCUCGAGUCGUCCAAUGCCUAUCGAUGGUCGAGACAGAAAAUUCUAGCUUACCCUCAUGUUUGAUCGGCCUGCUAAGUCGGUUGAUAACACUCCCAUACACAGCAUACACAAAAGACCCGCAAAAGCGUGGUCCAACCUUCGUAGCGGUCGCAAAGGCUGCAAUGACGCUUCUUCAAAACACUACCGUGAAGCACAUAGAUCAGAAGGAGAUGUUUACGGAUGGCUCUUUCCUGUUUGCACUUCAAAGCCUGGCAAAACCAGUACACGAAAAGUACACUUGGCAGCGCGAGGGAAAGGCUCCUAUGCUGUGGCAGAAAGCGACUAAUACGGCAAUCGCCAUCCUAAAACCAGCUCUACAGAUGCUCGAAAGCUAUGGCGAGACGAACCCGUCGUUCAAAGAGACAUGGACGACUAUCGUGACCCUCUCACAUGACAUCACACGAGCUCAGUUUGCAUUACCUGACAACAUACCAUCAACGUUGGAGAAGGACGAGGCAUUCGACAUCGAAUCGUACAUCCAGCUGCGAGAUCUGAUCACCUUAUCUCUCGGUUCUCCAUCUCUUCCAGACGCCCUUCGGCGCACAUACACACGCAACCUCUUCUCCAUCUCAUUGAUUCACACCCCACUCCCAGGCGAGCUACCCGAUCUCAUCCAAGCACCACUAGACGACCUCUACAAAGUCCGCCAUGGCCAAACAGCUGAUUUAAAAACCACUUGGCGCAUGAACAUGAGCUACACCUGCCUCACCGAGCUCUUCAACCUCGUAUCCGUCCAUGAUGGCUCGGCUCCCCGCAUCAAGCUCGCACAAGCAGCUUCGCCAUAUCUCAUCCUCCGCGCAGCGCUACCACUGAGGACUUAUAUUGCGGAUCAACCUAUACGCGGUCGUAUGCCAAUGCCUGAGGCCGAGAGACGUGAAUUGCUAUUUGUGCUCAGAGAAUUGGCGAAGUUGGAAAGUGAAACCCAGGCUAUUCCUGAUGCGCCGGGGGUUAGGUCAAAGCACAAGAAGCAUUUGCACAGGCUGUAUCCGUUGCUAAACAAGGCAUCGAGAGUAGCUAGGCAGGAUUCGGAGGUAUUUGAGUGUGUAAUGAAGUUGAUGGACUUGGUUGGGGAUGAGUUUGGGCUGGAUGAUGAGUGA